This is a messenger RNA of Prunus avium (sweet cherry), 738 nucleotides long. Lineage: Eukaryota; Viridiplantae; Streptophyta; Magnoliopsida; Rosales; Rosaceae. The record is from RefSeq and is a predicted model, not a curated record.
AUGGGUGGUGUAGGUGAAGAGAUGAGAGUACUGGAAAGCAGAGAAUGGUACAUUGCGUCUUAUGCACCUCAAGGUGUUCCAAAUUCUGAUCAUCUCAAGAUUCGUACUGCCAAACUCUCACUAGCUCUUAAUUUGAUCCCCGAACGGCAUGUCGUUCUUGAGACCCUCUUCCUCUCCGUAAUUGUAGCAUUUGGGGUUGGAAGGGUAAUUAAGUCAAACGAUACCAAUUACAGUGAAGGUGACAUAGUGAUCAGCCCUGUCACACCUUUGGCUGAAUAUUGCGUGGUAAGGCUCAUAAAGGAGGAAUUUGGAUAUGAUGAUGCAUUCAACUAUCACAAAGAGAUAGAUUUUGAUGCUGCUUUGAGCAAGUAUUUCCCAAAUGGAAUUGAUGUAUACCUUGACAAUGUUGGCGGUAGAAUGCUUGAGGCUGUUCUCAACCAUGUCAACAAGCAUGCAAAGAUCCCUCUUUGUGGCAUGAUACCUGAGUACAAUAGGGUCAUCAAAUUUGUGCAGGUUUGGACUGAGAGAGAGGGGGUGAGGAAUCUGCUGAAUUUAGUCGGCAAGGAGGUGCAUAUGCAAGGGUUCAUGCUGGGCUCAUACAUGGAUCGUUUUGGGGAUUUUGCAAAGGAGAUGGAUGGUCACCUAAAGCAAGGCAAGAUUGGUUCUAAACUCAAAAUCUUCCAUGGAAUUGACAAAUUCUUGGACAGUUUAGGAUCUCUAUUCACCGGCCAGCUGUAA